CCAGACAACUCAAGCUCUCACACUCACUCCGCAGACUGAGAGAAAGAAGACGAGUUUAAACCCUGCUGACCCCGCAUCACACCAGAUACAACCGGUACAAGGAGACCACCACUAGAUUUUACUCAUCGUCGAGGAUUUUAACACCAUUCGACCCGAGUGAGCUGGGAAAAAAAGGAUUUUUUUGUUUUUAAGCUCAUUCCCCUGUUCAUGUAUUUUAACACGGGCAGAAACAACUCCAGCAGAACUUCAUAUAAAAGAAGAAACUCUUCUGGAAAUCAUUUUAUAGCAUCUGGAGACAGCUGAAUUGAAGUAUUGAGACACAGCAUGCAAACGGAAAACCAAGUGAUCAAAAUGGACAUGUUUUCAUCUGGCAACUCCAACAGCCUCACGCAGCAGAGCACAGAUGGAAACCAAGCAGAUAAAAGCCCACUUAAAGCUCUUACCCAAGGCCGGCUUUGUAAAGUGUGCUCUGACUCAAGCAGCGGUAAACACUACGGCAUAUAUGCUUGCAACGGUUGCAGUGGCUUCUUCAAACGCAGCGUGCGACGAAGACUCAUCUACAGGUGCCAGGCUGGAAAUGGCAGGUGUCCUAUUGACAAGGCACAUCGAAACCAGUGCCAAGCUUGUCGACUAAAGAAAUGUCUCCUGGCCGGCAUGAACAAAGAUGCUGUGCAGAAUGAGCGACAGCCUCGAAGCACAGCACACGUCAGCAUAGAUUCUGUAAAAAUGGACAGCAAAACUGAGCACCUGGCUACCACGCAGGACCUCACGCUCUCAGACACAUAUUCAUCUGUCAUCUGUAGACCUCUGAUAACUCCAUCUUCCACUGGUUCGGCUGCCACUCAGGCCGGCAGCAACCCUAACAACAGCCACCGCUUUAUGGUCAGCCUGCUGACUGCAGAGACCUGUGCAAAGCUGGAGCCAGAGGAUGUGGAGGAGAAUAUUGAUGUGACAACAAAUGAUUCAGAGAGGGAUCGCUCUCCCCCUGAUUGCCGCAUGUUUCCAUACACCUUCAGCUCUUCUGAGAAUAUAUACGAAACAUCAGCACGGCUUCUAUUUAUGUCAGUCAAGUGGGCGAAAAAUCUGCCAGUUUUUGCUCACCUGCCGUUUCGAGACCAGGUCGUUCUGCUCGAGGAAGCCUGGAGUGAGAUGUUCCUUCUGUGUGCCAUCCAGUGGUCCCUGCCAAUGGACAGCUGUCCUCUUCUGUCCCUGCCAGAGCUUUCUCCCACGCAGCAGGGCAAAUUCAACCCUCCCACGGCUGAGCUGCAGGUUCUGGAGGAGGUUUUCAGUCGCUUUAAGGCGCUGGUUGUUGACCCGACUGAGUUUGCCUGUCUUAAAGCCAUUGUCUUGUUCAAGCCAGAAACUCGCAACCUCAAAGACCCAGAACACGUGGAGAAUCUGCAGGACCAGUCCCAAGUGCUGUUGGGUCAGCACGUCCAUUCGGUGUACCCCGGCCAGAGUGCCAGGUUUGGGAGACUGCUGCUGCUGCUGCCGUCCCUUCAAUUUCUGAGCUCUGGGAAAAUAGAGCAGCUGUUCUUUCACAGGAUGAUUGGCAGCACACCGAUGGAAAAGCUGCUCUGUGAUAUGUUUAAAAACUGAAAAAAAAAAAAAACGAACGAUAGCUUCCUGUCUGUAGAUUUCUGAGUAUGGCAAUUUCACAAGCGACAAUCUGUAAAUAGUCUUUCCAUUGCUGAAAUGUCGACUGUUUACAGAGGCAACAGUAGUGAUGUUGGGUUCUGUUGACCAGUGAUUUCAUCACUGUCCCAUGUCAAAACAUGAGAAAAGGGUUUUGGAUUCAUUACAGCUUUGUCUCAGGUUUACUUUGUUUCAAUACAUUUGUAUUUUUGAUUGAUUCAGUUUUAUUAACAAACUUUGGAAAUAAUUCCCUGUA
Molecule: messenger RNA, 1891 nt
Organism: Menidia menidia (Atlantic silverside)
Lineage: Eukaryota; Metazoa; Chordata; Actinopteri; Atheriniformes; Atherinopsidae
Source: the annotation of a GenBank genome assembly